AUGGCGUGCCACCGGGCACAGGAGGAAGACAAGCGCUCCACGCACCGCAUCUGCCCAGACCACCGCCGUGUGCCGCGCGUCGUGGCCGCCGAUGGCAGCGUGUGGCGCUACUGCCUGCAGUGCACCAAGGCGCACACCAUUGACGAGUUCAGCGGCGACCGGCGCAGCUGCCAGGCCAGCCUGCUGCUGAGGCGGCAGCGCAGCAAGCGGGAGCGCGAGGCGGAGGACCAGGACUGGAGUGGGAGCGAGGGGGGUGUGGAGAAGCGGCAGCGGCAGCAGGGAAGCAGCGGCUCCAAGGCGCGCCGCCAGCCUGCCACCGGCACCAGGCAGGCGGGGCCCGAGCAGCGCCCAGCGUUGGAGCCAUCCAGGAGCGUCUCGCCGCCGCACGCGGGCUCUCCGCCGCCGCCGCCAAAGGUGGUGGUCCUGUACAUGCCGUCGCAGCAGCAGGUGCCGCAGGCAUGGCCUGCACAGGCGGUGCCGCAGCCGUCCCGCGUGAACCUGCCAGCGGACGAUGUGUCGUCGCUGCCAGAGGAGGAGGCGGUUCUGUUGAAGGGCCUGGGCGCACUGGGGCAAGGUCCGACUAGUGCUGAGCUGCUGUGCAUCGCACGCGAGCUGGGCCUGCUGGGCAGCCUGGAUCAGCAGCAGCAGCUGCUGCCUGCCCAGCUGCCGUGGCAGCCGGCCGCGCCGGCGCUGGCGCAGCCUCCACACAUGCCACCAGCGCAGGGCGUGCUCCUGCCGCCGAUCUGGCCGGCUCUGCACAUGCCCCUUCCCCUGCAGCACUGGGCGUGGUAG
Molecule: messenger RNA, 792 nt
Organism: Chlorella variabilis
Lineage: Eukaryota; Viridiplantae; Chlorophyta; Trebouxiophyceae; Chlorellales; Chlorellaceae
Exons: 3
Coding region: 1-792 (263 amino acids)
Cellular component (GO): nucleus
Molecular function (GO): DNA binding
Source: RefSeq, a predicted model, not a curated record